GUUGGCAACGCUUCCCUGCUGUGGACGGAGUUUCCAGGAUAAGACCUGUGAAGUGAAAUGGUCGAGGAGGAAACCAAGAGCUUGUCUAUGGAGCUGAGUGAGAAGAGGGGUGUGGAGAACAACGGAUUUGUUCAAAAUGAGGCUCUUGAUGACAAGGAGACAGAUACCAGUAGCCAAGAAAUGCCAAAAACCUGCACUGUUGAUGUGGCCCCAGCAGCUGCAGAGGAGCCAGUGCUAAAGCCCUAUGCGGGGAUGCCAAAGGAAGUUCUGCUGAAGUUCUCCAGCCAAGCCCGCUACAGAGUCACCAGGGAGAUUCUCUUCUGGCUUGUAAUUGCUGCUGCCGUGGUGCUUGUGGGGGCUACAAUUGCGAUUAUUGCGCUCUCUCCAAAGUGCCUUGACUGGUGGCAGGCUAGUCCAAUUUAUCAGAUCUAUCCUCGAUCCUUCAAGGACAGCAACAUGGACGGGAAUGGGGAUCUGAAAGGUAUCCAAGAAAAACUGGACCAUAUUGCGUAUUUGAAUAUAAAAACCAUCUGGAUGACCUCUUUCUACAAGUCUCCCUUAAAAGACCUUGGAUAUGGAGCUGAAGACUUCUAUGAUAUUGAUCCCAUGUUUGGAUCAAUGAAAGAUUUUGAGAAUCUGCUUGCAGCCAUUCAUGACAGAGGGCUUAAGUUGAUAAUGGAUUUAAUACCAAACCACACAAGUGACAAACACCGAUGGUUUCAGCUGAGCCGCAAUCGGACCGGGAAGUACACGGACUACUACAUCUGGCGGGACUGCACGCAGGCUGCUGGAGCGGUCGCUCCUCCGAACAACUGGGUCAGUGUCUUUGGAAAUUCCAGUUGGCAGUUUGAUGAUGUGAGAAAGCAAUGUUAUUAUCAUCAGUUUGGGAAAGAACAGCCAGACUUAAAUUUUCACAACCUUGCUGUCCAACAAGAAAUCCAUGAUAUUAUCAAAUUUUGGCUCAGCAAAGGAAUUGAUGGAUUUAGUUUCAGCGCUGUUAAAUUUCUUUUAGAAGCAACGCAUCUCCGAGAUGAACCUCAAGUGAACAAGUCCCAGAAUCCAGAGAGUAUCACAGCCUAUUCGCAGCUCUACCAUGACUACACGACCACGCAGGUGGGUAUGCAUGAUAUCAUCCGCAGCUUCCGUCAAACCAUGAAUCAGUUCAGCAGCGAACCUGGCCGAUACAGAUUUAUGGGUUCUGAUGGUGAUGGAAAGGAAGACAUUGAAGCAACAAUGAUGUAUUAUGGAACAACUUUUAUCCAAGAAGCAGAUUUUCCCUUCAAUUUCAACCUAAUUAAUAUGAAAAAUCUAUCGGGCAACAGUAUUUCUGAAGCUGUCAACUUGUGGAUGAAGAACAUGCCUGCAGGAAAGUGGCCAAACUGGGCGGUUGGAAGCCCUAAUGCUGCCCGGAUUUCAUCUCGGAUUGGGAAGGAGUAUGUCAAUGUUAUGAACAUGCUGCUUUUAACCCUCCCUGGUACUCCUGUAACUUACUAUGGCGAAGAAAUAGGUAUGGAGAACAUUGCCUCAGAAAAUGCGACCUUUCCAGAGAAAUCCCCUAUGCAGUGGGAUGGCAGAGUUAAUGCUGGUUUUACUGAAGGCAACAGUAGCUGGUUACCCCUCCACUCUGACUACCACAGUGUAAAUGUUGAGAUCCAGAUGACCUGGUCCAACUCAACCCUGAAUCUGUAUAAAGAGCUAACUUCACUUCGCAACAACGAGCUCCCCAUUCAUCGGGGGUGGAUGUGCUAUAUCUGGAAUGACAGUAAUGUUUUUGUGUACGUGAGGGAAUUGGAUGGGUUAGACAGAGUGUUUAUGAUGGUUCUCAAUUUUGGGCAGCAAUCAACAAUAGACCUGAAAGCUAUAGUUCCUAACCUUCCAUCUGAAGCUGUUAUAAGACUAAGUACUAAUUUUAGCAAUGUUGGUAAAGCUAUCAAUACCAAACUAAUUAAAACUGAAACGGGAGAAGGCCUGGUCCUUGAAUAUAAAACAGCAAAGCCUGUUCAUACUAUGGAAGCUUUUGAGGGAAAUUGUUUUGUGGCAGAAAAAGCUUGUUAUUCCAGUGCUUUCAAUUUACUCUAUGUGAACUGUUAAGUGCAGGAGUAGAACCCAACCAAGCUUUUGUGUUAAUUUAGAAAGCGUUGCUUUCAGGGAAAUGCUAACAAUUGUCAGUUUUCUUUGGCUUUUAAAACUUUGUGUACAAAAUAAACAUUCUGAAAAAUAAAACAGAUACCCAAUUGUCUCGCACCUAUAUUGGCAAUGUAAGUAUAUAUAUGCUGCCCCUUAGGGUCUGUGGAGAAGAAAAGUAAACCUGUCCUAAAAAACUUGUUUUAAGUGUGUGGAUUUUUGUGAGGAAAGAGAACAGUUGCUUCCUGGGUGCUGCCCCUUACAGUUGCUCGUCAUUAAGAGCUCCUGUGGAGUAGAAAGCCUGUAGCAGUUCGUAGUAGCUUUUUAAAAGUCUGUAGAUUUGUGAAACUUAUUCUGAAGGGUGGCCUUAUAUUUUUUAAAACAGCAAGCAAGCAAGCAAGCAAGACUAGUAUGUAAAGCUGUGAUGGCUCACCUCUUUUCUCAACUCUAACAAGUAUGAUUACCCUCAGAGUUAAUAAGGAAAAGAACAAAAUAUAGCAAAUACGUCUGGCUCCGAUGCUAGGAAUGCAUUUCCAAUUGAUUCUGCCCCUACUGAGUCAGAAUACAUUUGCAUUCUAUUCUUUCUUUUUCUACCAUAAGGUUGAGGGUGAGGUGUGCAUACAUCAGUUCAGAGUAAGAACUGCAUCAUACCUCUUCACAUUUUGGUUUGCAUUUGGUGCAUCUACAGUGGCUUAUGUGACACACAGGCAGGAUAAGCAUUUAACUUGGUAGCAUCUGUUUUGGACCUGGGGGUAUUGUGGGGAACUCUGUUUCAGUUUGAAGACCUUAUAGACACACAGGGUAUUUUCUACCAACUGCUUGUACCAGUUACUGGCCCUAGGUGCGUUCACCAUGCAUCUGUCUUAAUAAGCAAUGUGUAGCAGGUUCAUGCCUUGCUCACAGGUCAGCUAAGCUCUGAAUCAGGCUGCUGUAGUAGGGCCAUUCUUUUUGUUUUAUCCUCUGGAAAGACUGGCAUCUCCUUCUGGGGCAUUUGUCUUGUCUUCCAGAGGGACUCCAGCACCUCCUCUUUAAGAUUACCAUGCAGUUAAGGUAAUUGCAAUAUUUUGAAUCUACUCAGAUGAAAGAGUGCAGCUAAAAUUCCUAUUCUUGAGACUCCAUUUCUUCUUUGCAGGUUGUUCAAUCCCACCAUAUGAUCAGUGGCUACUCUGUAACUAGGAAGAGCAAUAGUCAUCAGCACCUAUGUAUGGGAAUUAGUUUUAGAAGAACCUAGUGAGACUUUUAAAUCAAACACUUCUUGGGAGUUUUACUGCCUUGUGUAAAAUGUGGUCUUGGAAUAGAGGUCUUAAGACUGGAAAGGCUGCUUGUACAACGUGCAUGAACUUCACAGGUUAGGCCUUACACAUUUCUGUUGUGCUUCACCUCUGCUUGUACGGUGCUGCACCACUUGCUUAUGUGAACAGAACUGUGCUGAACAAAUUGAUUAAUGCAGGUGGCUACUUCUGUAGUAUCUGGCAGGGGAGAAA
Messenger RNA from Falco peregrinus (peregrine falcon), 3608 nucleotides. It is a transcript of the gene SLC3A1, whose product is annotated as solute carrier family 3 member 1. Gene Ontology annotation, biological process: amino acid transport; carbohydrate metabolic process. Bases 58 to 2091 code for a protein of 677 amino acids. NCBI's taxonomy places the organism in Eukaryota, Metazoa, Chordata, Aves, Falconiformes, Falconidae. The record is from RefSeq and is a predicted model, not a curated record. The transcript has 10 exons.